Molecule: messenger RNA, 954 nt
Organism: Candida dubliniensis CD36
Lineage: Eukaryota; Fungi; Ascomycota; Pichiomycetes; Serinales; Debaryomycetaceae
Product: Ty1/Copia family ribonuclease HI
Source: RefSeq, a predicted model, not a curated record
CAUGUUUUAAUUAAAAAUGGAUUUGAGAGAGUUACUGCAGAAUUAGGAAUAUACAUAAAAGAAAAUGUCUACUUGGGAUUAUAUGUAGACGAAAUAUUGAUAGCUUCUGAUUCAAUUGUUGAAAUGAAUAAUGUGAAAGAAAUGUUACAUAAGAAUUUUAAAAUGCGUGAUCUUCAUUCUCCAGAAAGAUUUUUAGGAUUAAAUAUUAAGCAAACAGAUGAGUCAAUUAUUAUUACACUUCAUGACUAUAUCCAAAAGAUGUUAAAAGAUUGUGACAUGUUAGAUGCAAAUUCAGUUAAUUCACCAGCAGAUAAGAAGGAUGAUUUGGAAAAGAUAGAUUUGUCACCAGUAUAUGCAAAGUUAACACACCUGAAGAACAUCAUACCUGAAGAACAUCAUAUGAAAGCAGCAAAAAGAGUACUUAGAUAUCUUAAGGGGACAAGCAAAUUUGGAAUAACUUAUAAUAAUACAGAUGGAAUACCGGCAUUUACUGAUCUGGAUUGGGGAAAUUCAAUAGAAGAUAGACGUUCUAUUUCAGGUUAUCUCAUCAAACUUGGAGGUGGUGCUAUUAGCUGGCGUGUGAAGAAACAACCCACAGUUGCUUUGUCUUCAACCGAAGCAGAGUACUUGGGUAUGACUGAAAUUGUUAAAGAAAUCAUGUGGCUUCUCCAGGUACUUGAAAAGACUGAUGUUGAAGUGGAAUUGCCUUUGAUUAUCUAUGCUGAUAACCAGUCAGCAAUAGCACUCGGAAAGCAUCCGGUGCAACAUGCUCGUACAAAGCAUAUUGAUAUCAGGCACCACUUUAUCAGGGAAAAGGAGAAUGCUGGGUUGAUAAAAUUUGUGUAUAUUUCUACUCACAAGAUGGAAGCAGAUCUUCUUACCAAGGUGUUGUCCAGUACUGUUUUUAAACGGCUUAGAGAUAUGACUGGAUUGAAAUAUCAAGAAUUGCAUUAA